This is a messenger RNA of Eruca vesicaria subsp. sativa (arugula), 1132 nucleotides long. The record is from the annotation of a GenBank genome assembly. NCBI's taxonomy places the organism in Eukaryota, Viridiplantae, Streptophyta, Magnoliopsida, Brassicales, Brassicaceae.
ACUCUUUCUUCUCUCUUUCUUUCCGUGCAAAAUCUUCUUCUACUUUCCUCUGAGAUUCUUCCAGACAUCAGCAACAAGCCAAUAAGAACAGAGAACCAAAAGCUUAACAAUCAUACAAAACUCAGCCAAAUAAAAUUAUUCAGACAAAAAUGAGUUGCAAUGGUUGUCGUGUGCUCCGAAAAGGCUGCAGUGAGAACUGCAUACUCCGACCAUGUAUUCAAUGGAUAGAAACCGCCGAUGCUCAGGGCCACGCCACCGUAUUCGUCGCUAAAUUCUUUGGUCGCGCCGGUCUCAUGUCUUUCAUCUCCGCCGUGCCGGAAUCUCAACGUCCCGCUUUGUUUCAGUCUUUGCUGUACGAAGCUUGUGGAAGAACAGUGAAUCCAGUCAACGGAGCUAUAGGUAUGUUGUGGACGGGAAACUGGAAAAUCUGCCAAGCGGCGGUUGAGACGGUGCUACGCGGCGGUUCUUUGAGACCUAUCCCUGAGCUUCUCGCUCACGGCGGCGGUGGAUUCGCUGGCUUUCCAACGGCUACAUCUGAAGAACCAUCUGAGAUCUGCACAGAAAUGUUGAAUCUCCAGCAGAAUGAUGGUAACAUGUAUCAUCAUUCAAGAUUCUCAAGUUCUAGAACAAGAUCCAGAGUUGAUUCUUCUUCACCGACAAAACGUAAAAGAGUAGCUUCUUCAGAGCUUGAUCUAUCGCUGAUACCUAAUUCACCUAUUAAAACAAUGCCUUCUUCCACACGGCAACGAUCUGUAACACCUUCUAUGAACUCUGAGGAAUCAGUGACUACUACUAUUACUACACCGACGUCGUUUUGGGAUAAUACUGCAAGUGGUGGUGACAUGUUUGGGAACGGAGGAGGAGGAGGAGAGACAAGCAAGCUGCUUAACCUUUUUGUUUAAGUAAACUUUGUUUUUUUUUUCUCUGGUUUUAGUUUUAGGGUUCGAAAAUGUAUUUUUACUCAUUUUCUUCACUAUUUUCGUGGAUAAAAUUUUGGGACCGGCGAGUUAUGACUACGCGGUUUUGUUCUCUCGGUUCAGAAGUUAUUAACCAUUGUUUAACUUUAAUAUUGAGAGUGGAAAUUGAAGUUUUCGACCGUGUUAAUUUAAUUAUCCCUACUUUUCACUAGUCC